CUAAGCUUCAAGAAGAAUAAUCGAAAGAGGGGAAAUUAUGUAAGCUACGGUGAGUCAUUCAUGAAUUACGUUUCUCCAAGAGAAUGUCGGACGAUGUGCGGAUGUGAAAGCAGGUAUAUAAAGAGCGGAAAUUCAUAGCGUCAAGAUAUUCCAUCAGCCAACUACAUAUUCACCAACAACAUCCGUCUCACGAUUCCAGGAGUAUUUCCCUUCUUGCUAAAGCCCUCAAAAACACCAUGUCCACGCAAAACGACCUCGCCAAAGCCCUCCGCGCCCUGCACGUCCCGGGCAACCCACUCAUCCUAACAAACGUCUGGGACGCCAUCACAGCAAAAACAGUCGCUGCUCUCCCAGAAACAAAAGCCCUCGCAACAGCCUCCUUCGCCGUGGCCGCCGCAGCAGGCCUUCCGGAUCCUGAACUCACCUUAGACGCCAAUCUCCGCGCCGCCGAAGCCAUUGCCAAAGUAGCAAAAGAAUCCAACAAGCCCCUCACAGUCGACUUCCAAGACGGCUACGGCGACCAGCUCGAAGACGGCAUACGGAAACUUAUCAAACUCGGCGCUGUGGGCAUCAACCUCGAGGACUUCAGCCGCGAGACCGACGGCUUGUACCCCGUCGAAACAGCCCAGGAGAGAAUCCGGAAGGCCAUGAAAGUCGCAGCUGAACUAGGCGUCCCAGACUUCUGCAUAAAUGCGCGCACCGACGCCCUCCUAACCGGACUUUCCAUCGACGAUGCCAUCGCGCGUGGGAAAGCGUACCUCGAGGCUGGCGCAACGAGUGUCUUCAUCUGGGGUGGGGCGAAGAGAGGCGGCACGACGAAGGAGGAGGUAGUGAAGGCGUGUAAGGAGCUAGACGGGAAGUUGAAUGUUAGUCUGGUGCGGAUUAGGCCAGGGGGGUUGACGCUGGUGGAGUUGAAGGAGAUUGGUGUCGGUAGGAUUAGUGUCGGCCCGCAACUGAUGCUGCGGACGCAGAAGGCGGUUGUAGCGGAGGUGGAGGGGAUUUUGAAGGGGGAGGGUGUGUGAGGGGAUGUGGGAAUUGGGGAUGGAAGGACUGAGGGAUGGCGAGAGGUAGGUGUAUACGAGAGGUGACAAUGGGCUGAAGACUUUAGCUGUGGUUUAGGAAGGUGGAAAUGAUAGGAGAGUCUAUGGAUAAAACGGUGACUUAUGUACAAAAUGGAAAGAAAACUCUCUCAUCCAACAACAUCAACC
This is a messenger RNA of Trematosphaeria pertusa, 1208 nucleotides long. Its product is annotated as PEP phosphonomutase-like protein. The transcript has a single exon. Gene Ontology annotation, molecular function: catalytic activity. The coding region runs from base 237 to 1022 and encodes 261 amino acids. The record is from RefSeq and is a predicted model, not a curated record. NCBI's taxonomy places the organism in Eukaryota, Fungi, Ascomycota, Dothideomycetes, Pleosporales, Trematosphaeriaceae.